This is a messenger RNA of Leguminivora glycinivorella, 1790 nucleotides long. RefSeq names its product F-box/LRR-repeat protein 16-like. The record is from RefSeq and is a predicted model, not a curated record. The transcript is spliced from 8 exons. Gene Ontology annotation, cellular component: SCF ubiquitin ligase complex. Bases 435 to 1679 code for a protein of 414 amino acids. NCBI's taxonomy places the organism in Eukaryota, Metazoa, Arthropoda, Insecta, Lepidoptera, Tortricidae. Gene Ontology annotation, biological process: SCF-dependent proteasomal ubiquitin-dependent protein catabolic process. Gene Ontology annotation, molecular function: protein binding.
UGUUGAAGUUUUUAUCGUGUUCCUUUUGUAUUUACUUUCGUAUUGUAUUUGAACUGUAUAAAUAAAUACUAUAUAUAUUUUAGUGCAACGAAUAAUUUUAAUUAAGUAUGUAAAAAGUGCAAAAAGCAACUAUCAUAUAAUACGUAAUACUAAUAUACCUACUUAAAUGUUUUCAAGUGGUCUAGCUGCGUAAUUAAAGAAACAGGUUUUAUGAGGAAAACAGAUUUAUAAGGAAAAUCGUAGAAAAAUGAGAAAAGGGUUUUUAAAUAAUAUUAGUAUGACCACAUUAGUGCCUAUAAUGUAAAGGCCGAAAUCAAGAAGAAUUUAUAUUUUAAACUUAUUUGAAAGUUAAGCAGAACGGCCGGUUUUAAGACUCGCGUAUUUUUACGCUUUCACCAGUGAGGAAAUAUGCUAAAGAUUAAUUAAUACAGAAGAUGUCUACUAUACUGGAUGUGUUGAAUGAAGACUGCUGGCACUACAUAUUGGAUUGGCUGCACACAGAUGACAUUAUCAGGUCCGAGCGAGUGAGCAAGGAAUGGCGAGAUGUAAUAUAUCGGUACCUACAGGGUGUUGGUAUCAGCAUAGAAUAUGAUACUCGUCCCGAGCUCUGGUACGGCCAGAACCACAACCUGUCUCACUCGUACCGCAUACUGAGGAUAGAGGGGGACAAUCCCGAAGUGCUAAAGAACUUGGUGCGGAAGUGGGGUUCGUGCAUCAAGAAAUCGGAUUGUUUGGACAGCACUAUGGAUGUGUUGACGAAAAACUGUCCGAAUUUAAAAGAUGUUACAUUUCACGGCGUACAAAGUGACAACUUAGCAACGGCAUCAUCGAAAGUGUUCAAAAAGCUAAAACGAGUACAUUUCAAAGGAUGCAACGACUUGACAGAUAAAUGCGUCAGGCAGUGGCUGGCGAGUUACAACCUAGAGGAGCUAGUGAUCUGGGAAGCCGAUGAUGUUACAGGAAGAUUUCUAAUAUCUGAACACUCGGAGAAACUCAAGCAUCUGUCCUUCAAAGACUGUAAGACUUUGGACUACUGUCACCUCUUCUCUGCUGUCACACACCUUAAGAAGUUAAACAAGUUGGAGUUGAUAUUAGCGAAUAAAGAGGUUUACCUUAAUGUGCACAAGCUAUUGGACCAGUUACCAGAUUUGGAGGACUUGUGUAUGCGAUGGGAGAAAAUGGAGUUAAGGUAUGAGUGGGCGGCGGCGGUGGGGCGGUUAAGGCUGAGAAGGUUGGACCUGAGCUUUAACCCUAAUGUGAAUGAUGAGUUGUUGGAGAAGGCUAGUUGCGGGUUCGGACGGCUUGAGGAAUUGCUUUUGAUGCGAUGUGAAGGCAUCACCGGCGCCGGGGUAAGAACGGCAUGCAGUGCGGCGGGCGCGGCGCUGCGGGGCUUACAACUGGGCUCCAAUACUCAGUUGGAAAAUGAAUACGUCGUGGAUAUUGUACGGGCUUGCCCCAACCUUGUAUGGAUAGACCUGUCCUUCUGUCACGGUAUAACGAACUACAUCGUGGGAGAGGUGGCAAAUGCGCGCACAGCCCGCGCCAAGAAGUUACAGCUUAUAGCCGAGUGCACAUACGUAGAUGAGGUUGAGGAGGGUAUGUUCCCAUGGCUGGAGGUCGAAUUCGGGGACAACUACCUAUCCAAGAAUUACUCCUAUCCAUGUAAUACCAAAAAGUGAAAUGAAAGGUAUAUUUGAUAUGAAUUUACUAUCCAAAUGUAAAUAAAUAAAUAUUAUAGGACAUUCUUACACAUAUAUUUUUUUUUAUUGGGGACACCUGAUUGACUGAGU